AUGGCUGCACCGCUGAUCAAGUCCCUCCGCAAGGUCCGUUUGCGCCGCCACUGCCUACCACUACCCGCGUCGCCACCGACGUCGCGCCCGCGAUGCAUAGCUAGCUACAGCCAGGCCAAGGCGCAGGUGCAGAGCAUCUCGCACGCCGCUGCCGCCGCCGUCGCCGCCGGCCCAGACUCGACCCCCCCUCCAUUCUCUUUACCUCCCUCCGCACCGCCGCGAGUUGUUGUCGCCCACGCCGCGCCGGCCCAACGGCCCGGCCAGCUCUCGCCGACGUACUUUGAAGCGACGGGGCAGACGUGGAUGCCGCUAGGCGGUGGACAGGAGCCUGUCGACCCCAACAAGGCCAAGCUCGGAAAGACCCUCCGGAUCCUCCAAGACCGCAUGCCGACUCUCCUACAGUCGCCUCUCCCGCAGCACAUCCUCGCGCCCAACAUCUCCCUACAGCUCUUCCCCUCGACGCACCCGCACCUGCCUGUCGUCUCGGGCCGCGUCGCCUACACCGCCGCCCUGUGGACCUCCCCCAUUGCCUGGAACCGCGUCCCGCUCGUCGGCAACGUACGCAUCGAGAUCCUCGCCGAACGCAUGACCAGCGAGCCGCUGACCUUUCUCCCACGGCGCCCCGGCGCCAUCGCCGACCAGCUCGUCGUGCGGUGGCGGGAAACGACACGCGAGGCGGCCGCCCAAGGGGGCGGCGCCGGCGCCGCCAUUGCAAGGUCGUUGAGGCUGGUAGGCGGCAGUGACCCGGAUAAGGCGUUUACGGGCCUGUUUAUAUUCGAUUUUGAUCAGGAAGGCCGCGUGCUGACGCAUACGAUUGAGACUGCGCAGGAGGGCGGCAACUGGGAGCGCGGCAUGGGUGCCAAGUUUGUCGGGUUGACGGAUUGGUUGCUGGGUGGCAUUCAGCGCGAUCCGGGAGGGACUCCGCAGAUUCCCAUGUUUGAACGGCGGAGGCGAACGUGA
Beauveria bassiana ARSEF 2860 is the source of this 960-nucleotide messenger RNA. RefSeq lists its product as uncharacterized. NCBI's taxonomy places the organism in Eukaryota, Fungi, Ascomycota, Sordariomycetes, Hypocreales, Cordycipitaceae. The transcript has 2 exons. The coding region runs from base 1 to 960 and encodes 319 amino acids. The record is from RefSeq and is a predicted model, not a curated record.